Molecule: messenger RNA, 408 nt
Organism: Entamoeba dispar SAW760
Lineage: Eukaryota; Evosea; Mastigamoebida; Endamoebidae
Product: cAMP-dependent protein kinase, gamma-catalytic subunit, putative
Exons: 2
Coding region: 1-408 (135 amino acids)
Biological process (GO): peptidyl-serine phosphorylation; intracellular signal transduction
Molecular function (GO): ATP binding; protein serine/threonine kinase activity
Source: RefSeq, a predicted model, not a curated record
AUGGCUAAAAGAGAAAAUAAUUUUAUCUUUGGAGAUACAUUAGGAGAAGGAUCAUUUGGUGCUGUUAUUCUUACUACAGAUAAAGAUGAUAAUAAACAAUAUGCAACUAAAAUUCUUGACAAACAACAAAUUAUAAAAUUAAAGAAACAUGCAACAGUAAAAAGAGAAAGAGAUAUUAUGUCAAUGUGUCAUUCACCAUAUAUAGUUAAAUUAUUUUAUACAUUUCAAAAUCCAACAUCAUUAUUUUAUGUUUUAGAAUUAUGUCCUAAUAGAGAUAUGAAAUAUUAUUUUAUUAAAUAUGGUUCUUUUAGUGAAAAAGUUACUCAAUUUUAUAUCUCUGAAAUUACAAUGGCAUUAAAAUAUCUCCAUUCAUUAAAUAUAUUCAUAGAGAUCUUAAACCUGAAAUAA